Molecule: messenger RNA, 2015 nt
Organism: Sycon ciliatum
Lineage: Eukaryota; Metazoa; Porifera; Calcarea; Leucosolenida; Sycettidae
Exons: 4
Coding region: 123-1529 (468 amino acids)
Cellular component (GO): membrane
Molecular function (GO): FAD binding; D-arabinono-1,4-lactone oxidase activity
Source: RefSeq, a predicted model, not a curated record
ACUGCAUUACAUGUCCCAUUCGGUACCAGUCCCGGAUCGCGGAACUAUCUUCAACGGUCGAACUCGGUCAGUAGACUCUACCAAGCUUCUCAAGGCUGUUCGUCUUGUUGUUUGUGUCCAUUAUGGAGGUAACAAACUGGGGCAGCCUAAUCAAAACACGGCCCUCCAAGGUCAAGGAAGUGUUCAAGGUUCAGGAUAUUAUCGAUGUAGUGAAGGACCCUGUCCAAUUUCCGUCUCCGGUGAGGGCACUGGGCUCUCGUCAUUCGCCAACGAAAUGCAUCGACGCUGAUUCCGGUACAGUGCUGGAUAUGCGCCACCUCAGCUACAUCAACGAGCCGGACGAGACGGAGAUGACCCUCACGGUCGGUGGUGGCACAAUUUAUUACGACAUUGUUCAUUUCUUGGAAGCUCGCGGCUUCAUGCUGCGUGUCAACACGGAGAUCGGGAUGCUGACUGCCGGUGCAGCUGUCAUGGGGCAAACCAAGGACUCAGCUUUCCCUGGAGAGUACGGCCAAGUCAGCUCCGAAGUCGUUGCAGUCAAGCUGGUCACAGCACAAGGGGAGAUACUGGAAGUUAGUGAAAAGAACGACCCUGAGUUCAUGAAGUUUGUGCGCUGCAGCUAUGGAAUGCUGGGAGUUGCAUUUGAAGUCACCUUCAGGAUUGUUCCACUGCGUCUCAUGCGCGUCUACCACAAGCAUUUCACGGUGCCAGAGUUCAUAGAGCAGCUUGCUGACAUACGCGCAGCCAGAGCGGCGUUGAUGUACUACAUGAUGCCCAUGAGAGGCCUGGUCGUGGUCGAGUAUCGCACGUAUGCACCGGAUGAGAGCGAGGAGGACGGUAUACAGAGGGAGCCAGGCGUCGUCCAUAACAAGCACCUCCUACCACUCGGAGACAGCAGCAUCUUGGCAGUGCGCAACUUCAUAUGGGCAAAGCUCAAUCCGGUCACGAGUAGACUGCUGCUGUCGGUUCCUAGGCUGCUAAGUGUGCCCGGGUUUUGGCUGGCCAACAACUUGUUGUUCUCAGGAUUCAAUUUCACUGCGAGCCACCGCCAUCUUCCGGCGGCGCAGGUCAUCACCUACCCAGAAGAUCCACCAGCUUCAACUGUAUUCACCUUCUCUAUCAUGUCGUUCACGGCUGAUAAGUUCAAAGAGGCCAUGACGGCAUACUAUAAGUUUGUGCUGGACUACCAUGACAGAACCGGGUGGAACGUGUCAAUGAUGGAUGUUGGCUAUCGUCUCUUCCAUGACGACAAGUCCUACCUCUCCUACACCGACGGCGGUGAGUCGUGGACAAUCGAUCCCGUCACAAACCCCAAUUCCGGCUGGUAUCCGUUCUUGAAGGAGUUCAACAAGCUGGGAGCGUCUUUCGGCGGCAAGCCACUGCUGAAUCAAACUCCUCUCCUCACGGCCGAUCACUUCCAUGCCGCUUUCGGACCGCAGAUCAGGCAGUUCAAUGUUCACCGCAAGAGAAUGGACCCCGACAACCGUUUCCUGAGCACCUUCUUCAAGGAUCUGUACCAGUGCUCAUGAGUUGUGUGUGUGGUGCGAUGUUCUCAAGCGCCGAUUCACGGGCUCAUGGGCAACCCUAGGCUUGUGUUGUGUGUAGGCGUUGCAACUUGCAAGCAUCUACAAACAGGCCCUUGGCUGCCGUUAAAGAUCCGGAACAUUAGCUAUCAACUUGGUUUGAUGCGAGAGUGUGUUAGUGUUAGCGGUGAAACGAAUAUACCAAAUAUUCGUAAGACCGUUUGUGUUAGGUCCGAUUUGCAGUUUGCACGAAUGUAUAAUGGUCUUGGCUUUACCUUCUGCGCUCAUUGCUAAUGGAUUGCAAUCAGUUCUUUCGUGACUCUUCCUUUUGAUCGUUAUCGUUGUCAGGCACAAUCCCCCCCCCCCUUGUUUUGCUUAUCAUUCUCAACUUAAUCUAGGUUUCCCCGCCAACGGGCAAUGCCUGUUGCGACUCUACCAGUACAUGUGUUAUGAAUUCCGCUGCUAGUCAUUAAAGGGGAAGUUAAGGCAAAA